Messenger RNA from Pisolithus orientalis, 1348 nucleotides. RefSeq lists its product as uncharacterized. NCBI's taxonomy places the organism in Eukaryota, Fungi, Basidiomycota, Agaricomycetes, Boletales, Pisolithaceae. The coding region runs from base 99 to 1142 and encodes 347 amino acids. The transcript is spliced from 4 exons. The record is from RefSeq and is a predicted model, not a curated record.
ACUACUAACACUACUACUACUGACCAUGAGGACUACUACAUAUUGGCAAUGCAGGUCCCUAUCGACUGUCCUUCGCUUCUUGAUCCUCUUUGCACGCCAUGUCACUCUCGAGCCGGCUGAAAGAACGGAUAUUCCACUCUGAUUCACUCUUUUGCUGCAUACCAAUCCGUGUUGGCUUCGUGUUGAUGACACUGUCGACUUUCCUCGUUGCUGGUGUUAUAUCCGCCAUCGUCUGGUUUGAGAUUUCGCAUUCGUAUCAACUCACGACCAACGAAUGGGUCGCUUUCAUACUGACAGGUGUCGUCGAGACCAUCCUGUGCCUUCUUUCCAUCGCCGGCUUCGUGGGUGUCGUUGCACGCAAGCAGUCACUCGUUAUGAUGUAUACCUACGUCCUUUACGCACAUGCGAUCCUCAACGUUAUCGUCGACGUGUAUUUUUUGGUUACCAUUCGCAAGGGCAAUCGCCAACAGCUCGUGGACUACUGCGUAUCUGUGCUUGCAGGCACGUCGAUGGAAUCGAGUUGCACGCAACUCAAGGGCAUAUCGACCUAUGUGCUCAUAGCUAUUGUUGCUAUCUUAUUACUUCUCGAGCUCUAUGGAACGGUGGUAGCCACCCGGUAUGCAUAUGAUCUCCAAGUGCAAGAGCGAGGCGAUCGCCCUCGGCAUCUUAGUUACUUUCAUACCCCUUCCUCAAAGCAUUCUCGGCAAACAUCUGACGACGUCGAGCUACUCCAACGAGACGGAGCUCAUGCCUCAUACUCAGCGGUUCCGCGUGUAGAUUUAAACGACCCUGAGGAACAUGCCUUCGAUACCGGCUUGCAUUCCCCGACGGCUUACUCGCUGGUGCCCGUGUAUGAACGUGGCUUAUCGGUUUUUCCUCCUGGAUACAGCCCACAGCCUUCACAGGAAACCCUCUCUUCCGACAGGUCCCGACGCAUUCGGGCAUUGUCCCUCCGACCGAGUAGCGACUCUUCCGCGGGGAUUUCUCCUUCGGGUCUCGAGGUGCUCGGCAACAGGGAGCCAUUGUCUCCCGACGAAGAGGAAUGUCCAACAUCACCGUGCACGGAGGAAUUAUCCACGGCAGCACAUGUAGCACUCAUGGACCAUGCGGCGUACAUACGCCCCACGUUCUCACCCCCUUAGAUAAGGCAUGAGGCGUUGCUAUUAAUCCCUAGCCACGCUCUUUCGAUGGACCUGUAUAUUCAUUUAAUGACAGAUGCUGUUGCCAAUUGGACGUUCUACGUAGUGUAGCCCAGGUGUAACUAAUGUAAUGACUGUUCUGUGUUCGUGACUGCGCACGCUGCUGUUGCAGAGGAGUGGCAACAGAGCCAAACUUCUCAGCACUGCAA